Morchella importuna is the source of this 1557-nucleotide messenger RNA. RefSeq lists its product as uncharacterized. Lineage: Eukaryota; Fungi; Ascomycota; Pezizomycetes; Pezizales; Morchellaceae. The coding region runs from base 1 to 1557 and encodes 518 amino acids. Gene Ontology annotation, biological process: carbohydrate transport; transmembrane transport. The record is from RefSeq and is a predicted model, not a curated record. Gene Ontology annotation, cellular component: membrane. Gene Ontology annotation, molecular function: carbohydrate:proton symporter activity. The transcript is spliced from 3 exons.
AUGGGUUUCAUGAUCAGAAAGCCUGCCGGUGAGGAGGGAAAGACCCUCCCGGCCAUCUUGAUUGGUAUCUUCGUGGCAUUCGGAGGUAUUCUUUUCGGAUAUGAUACUGGUAGUAUCAACGGUAUUCUUGCCAUGGACUACUUCCAGAAUGAGUUUGGAACCGAAAGAAACUCCGAAGGAAACCUUGCUUUGACUUCUUCGCAGACCUCACUGGUUGUCUCUAUUCUUUCCGCUGGUACCUUCUUUGGUGCUCUUACUGCCUCCCCAGUUGGAGACAUGUUGGGUCGUCGUAUGGGUCUCAUUGCUGCCUGUGGUGUCUUCUCUGUCGGUGUUGCCUUCCAGGUUGCCUCUACUGCCAUCCCACUUAUGGUUGUUGGUCGUCUUCUCGCUGGUUUCGGUGUUGGUUUGGUUUCUGCUCUUGUGCCCAUGUACCAGUCCGAGACUUCACCAAAGUGGAUCAGAGGAACAAUUGUCGGUUGUUACCAAUUGGCUAUCACCAUCGGUCUUUUGUUGGCUGCCUGCGCCAACCAGGGCACCCACAACCGUAAUGACACCGGCUCCUACCGUAUUCCUCUCGCCAUCCAGUUCCUCUGGGCCAUCAUUCUCUCCAUCGGAAUGUUCAUCCUUCCCGAGACCCCCCGCUUCCUCAUCAAGAAGGACAACUACGAAGGUGCCGCCAGGUCGAUGAGCCGUCUCCGUUCUCUCCCCCCAGACCACCCCGCUAUUAUCGAGGAGCUUAAUGAGAUCAAGGCUAUUCACGAGUAUGAGAUGUCUCUUGGCCAGGCUACUUAUGCCGAUUGUUUCUCCCCGAAGAUGCUCAAGAGGCUUUUGACUGGAUGCGGUCUCCAGGCUCUUCAGCAGCUCACUGGUAUCAACUUCAUCUUCUACUACGGAACUCAGUUUUUCAAGAACACUGGUAUUGAGAAUGCCUUCUUGAUCGGUCUCAUCACCAACUUGGUCAACGUCGUCUCCACCAUUCCCGGUCUCUACCUUGUUGAGAGGCUUGGUCGUCGCCGUCUCCUUCUCCUGGGAGCCAUUGGAAUGUGUGUCUGCGAGUUCAUUGUCGCCAUUGUCGGUGUCACCGUCUUCACUGAUGUUGCCAACAAGGUCCUCAUUGCUUUCGUCUGCUUCUACAUCUUCUUCUUCGCCGUCUCUUGGGGUCCCGUCGCCUGGGUCGUUACUGGUGAGAUCUUCCCUCUCAAGGUCCGUGCCAAGUGUCUUUCCAUGACCACUGCCACCAACUGGCUCCUCAACUUCGCCAUCGGUUUCGCCACUCCCUACAUGGUUGACGAUGGUCCCGGUAACGCCAACAUGGGAGCAAAGGUGUUCUUCGUCUGGGGUGGAUGCUGCUUCUUCUGUAUCGCCUUCGUUUACCUCAUGAUCUACGAGACCAAGGGACUCUCCCUCGAGGAUGUCGACCAGAUGUAUGAGAAGGUUGACAAGGCCUGGCAGUCACGCGGCUUCCAGCCUGAGGUCAACUUUGGUGCCCACCACCAGAAGGAUGAGUUUGCUGGUGAUGUCAAGUCUGCUGAGGCGGCUCAUAUUGACCGUGCUUAA